Molecule: messenger RNA, 2442 nt
Organism: Brienomyrus brachyistius
Lineage: Eukaryota; Metazoa; Chordata; Actinopteri; Osteoglossiformes; Mormyridae
Product: serine/threonine-protein kinase PLK1-like
Exons: 11
Coding region: 346-2085 (579 amino acids)
Biological process (GO): regulation of cytokinesis; protein phosphorylation; mitotic cell cycle
Cellular component (GO): nucleus; cytoplasm; spindle pole
Molecular function (GO): protein serine/threonine kinase activity; protein binding; ATP binding
Source: RefSeq, a predicted model, not a curated record
GAUUUGAAAUCCUGCGGUUCGCUCGCGGAGGGGGAGAUACCAUGGAGACGGGCGGUGUGAAAGACGGAUGAUUGUGGCGAUUUGUUUAUAUACAUUUUUUUGCACAUAAUGUAAUUAUUUUUGAUAAAAUAUAAACUAUCUCUGUGCCACUUUACGGUCGUGAAUGUAUAAAAAUUGUUUUAUUGAAAUAAUCUGAUUUUAUAAACUAGAGAUUAACAGUACUACAGGAGUUAGCUAGCUGUCUAGCCGCUCGUUGACUAAAGCUGGAUAAAACUCACAAGGGCUGUAGGCUAUAUAAAAAAAAAUAUAUAUUAUAAACUAUCAGGGAAAACGUGAGCUUUGAAAAUGAGCGCAGGGAUAAAGGCGCCGGCGCACGUCGACCCCAGGUCUGCCCCUCUGAAAGAGGUCCCCGAGGUGCUAGUGGACCCACGGAAGAGGAAGCGCUACCGGCGGGGAAGGUUCCUGGGCAAGGGCGGCUUCGCCAAGUGCUACGAGAUCACGGACAUGGACACGGGCGAGGUGUUCGCCGGGAAGGUGGUUCCCAAAGCUUUACUGCUGAAGCCCAGCCAGAAGGAGAAGAUGUCUAUGGAAAUCGCCAUCCACAAGAGCCUCGACGACCCGCACGUUGUUGGCUUUCACGGUUUCUUCGAGGAUGAGGAUUUCGUCUUCGUGGUUUUGGAGAUGUGCCGGCGAAGGUCUCUCCUGGAGCUGCACAAGAGAAGAAAGUCGGUUACAGAGCCAGAAGCUCGAUACUACAUGCGGCAGACAAUCCAGGGCUGCCAGUAUCUUCACAACAACAGGGUCAUUCAUCGUGACCUCAAGCUGGGCAACCUGUUUCUCAAUGAUGACAUGGAGGUCAAGAUAGGUGAUUUUGGGCUAGCUACGAAGAUCGAGUAUGAUGGUGAGAGGAAGAAGACUCUGUGUGGAACACCCAACUACAUCGCCCCAGAGGUUUUGUGCAAGAAGGGCCACAGCUUCGAGGUGGACAUAUGGUCACUAGGCUGCAUCCUGUACACAUUGCUGGUAGGGAAGCCUCCAUUUGAGACGUCCUGUUUGAAGGAGACGUAUAUCCGUAUCAAGAAGAACGACUACACUAUUCCCAGGCACAUCAACCUUCUAGCGAUGGCUCUCAUUCGCCGGAUGCUCCACCCCGACCCCUCAAAGCGGCCCACCAUUAGCGACCUGCUUGCGGACGACUUCUUCACGUCCGGCUACACGCCCCUGCACCUGCCCACCAGCUGCCUCACUGUGCCACCCCGUUUCUCCAUCGUCCCCAGCACGCUGGAACCGAGCUUCCGCCAACCCCUCACCGCGCUCAACAAAGGAACGGAGAGUCCCUUAGAGAAGAUGGGGAAACUGGAGCCCAAGGAGGAUCUGCAGCCAAGGGACGUCGCCGAGAUGAUCGCCGGUUACCUGUCCGACCUGCUCCAACAGCUCAGCAGCGUUGACAUCUCUAAGCCGUCGGACCGGGCGCUGAUCCGACAGGAGGAGGCAGAGGAUCCCGCCUGUAUUCCCAUUUUCUGGAUUAGCAAGUGGGUCGACUACUCUGAUAAGUACGGUCUUGGAUACCAGCUGUGUGACAACAGCGUGGGCGUGCUCUUCAACGACUCUACGCGGCUCAUCAUGUACAGUGACGGGGACAGCCUGCAGUACAUAGAAAGGAACAGCUGCGAGUCCUAUAUGAACGUCCGCUCCUACCCUUCGGCCCUGGCUAAGAAGAUAACCUUGUUGAAAUAUUUCCGGAACUACAUGAGCGAGCAUCUGCUGAAGGCGGGCGCAAACAUCACACGGCGGGACGGCGACGAGCUGGCCCGUCUGCCCUACUUGUGCCACUGGUUCCGCACCAAGAGCGCCAUCGUGCUGCACCUGAGCAACGGCACCGUGCAGAUCAACUUUUUCCAGGACCACACCAAGCUGAUCCUGUGCCCCUUGAUGGCAGCCGUGACGUACAUCGACGAGCGCCGUGAGUUCCGCACCUACAGGAUGAGCCUGAUCGAGGAACAGGGCUGCUGCCGGGAUCUGGCCUGCCGCUUACGCUACGCCCGCACCAUGGUGGAGAAGCUGCUGGCCUGCAGGUCGUCCUGACCACGCCCCCCCCCCCCCCCCCCCAAACCCACCCCAUUCAGCCAAAAGGUCACUACACUCACCUUACGAGGGUUCCUUUCUAUGUAUGUACUAGGUAUGUGAGUUCACUGUUCUGAAAACACUUAAUGUCCCUUCGGUUUCUCAUGCAACUGUUCAGUUUUAAACUUGAUUUCGUUGAUCAGGCCUGCAGGGUAAUGAAUCCAAUCACGUAUAGGGAGCUCUGUGUGUGUUUUAUAGAAGAAAAUUUAUAUAAAAAUUUCUUUCCUCUCCAGACAGUCUUACCGUUUUAAAUGUUUGUAUGUUUCCUGUUUUUAAGUGUUUUAUCAAAUGCUGGAAUAAAGCUUGACUUUUUAUUAA